AUGUCUCAAGGUAGAAGAGCUGCAGAAAGAUUACAAAACAAAACCAUUUUCAUUACUGGUGCAUCUGCCGGUAUUGGUGAAGCCACAGCUCUAGAGUAUUUGGAUGCUGCUAACGGUAACGUGAAGUUAGUUUUGGCUGCUAGAAGACUUUCGAAGUUGCAAGCUUUGAAGGAUAAGAUUGCAGCUGAAUACCCAGAAGCUAAAGUUUACAUUGGUGAAUUGGAUGUGACGGAAACUGAAAAGAUUAAGCCAUUCAUCCAGGGUUUGCCAGAGGAAUUCAAGGAUAUCGAUAUUUUGAUCAACAAUGCAGGUAAGGCCCUAGGUGUUGAUCCAGUCGGUGCAAUUGAUUCAGAAGAUAUAAAAGGUAUGAUUGAUACCAAUGUCUUGGGUUUGAUCAACGUUACCCAAGCUGUUUUGCCAAUUUUCAAGGCCAAGAACUCUGGUGACAUUGUUAACUUGGGAUCUGUUGCCGGUAGAGAGGCAUACCCUAACGGAUCCAUCUACUGUGCUACUAAACAUGCUGUCAGAGCCUUCACACAAUCUUUGAGAAAGGAAUUGAUCAACACUAAGAUCAGAGUCAUCGAAAUUGCACCAGGUAACGUCGAGACUGAAUUUUCAUACGUUAGAUAUAAGGGUGAUACUGAUGCAGCCAAGAAGGUUUACAAGGGUACUACUCCUUUAUACGCAGAUGACAUUGCUGAUUUGAUUGUUUACGCAACAUCAAGAAAGCAAAAUACCGUCAUUGCUGAUGUAUUGGUGUUUGCUACAAACCAAGCAUCUCCAUACCACAUUUACCGUGGUGAAUGA
This is a messenger RNA of Kluyveromyces marxianus DMKU3-1042, 807 nucleotides long. RefSeq names its product oxidoreductase (gene ORA1). The coding region runs from base 1 to 807 and encodes 268 amino acids. The record is from RefSeq and is a predicted model, not a curated record. Gene Ontology annotation, cellular component: cytosol. Gene Ontology annotation, molecular function: oxidoreductase activity. NCBI's taxonomy places the organism in Eukaryota, Fungi, Ascomycota, Saccharomycetes, Saccharomycetales, Saccharomycetaceae. The transcript has a single exon.